Ectocarpus sp. CCAP 1310/34 is the source of this 3843-nucleotide messenger RNA. NCBI's taxonomy places the organism in Eukaryota, Phaeophyceae, Ectocarpales, Ectocarpaceae. The record is from the annotation of a GenBank genome assembly.
AUGAAGACUCUCGUGCUGGCCAUCGCGGAGCGAUACCCGCGAUCGGUCUGGUCGAGGUUCCGGCAACUGAUGCGGCAGCCGAGGGAUGAGAGGAAGCGACGCGACAUGGCGGUCUGCGCGGUGCUUCUAGCGGUGAGAUUUCUCACUCGAAACACGAUGAUAACUCGCGGUUCGUACCGCCUAUGUACCGAGGAGGAGAUCGACAACCAGUUCUUCAAGUACACGACUGCCGGAUGGCCUUUCUCUCGACUCGUCGACCUUGCCUCGGACUCCCGGCUGGUACAGAAACCAGCCCUAUCCGUCCUCUACGAGGAAGGGGAAACUGCUCCGAGGACGAUCGACAGCGAAACAACGGUGACCCAAGCAGUGCUCGUCCCCAGCGUCGUGUCGAUAGCGACCAAAAUUAUCGACAGCAACAGCGACGACGACCCUAGAGUGGCUUCGGGGUCUUCGUGCGACGAAACUACCUCGUGCAGCGAAGGUGGCAAAAGCAGGGUGGCAGCGGGGCUCAGUAGCACCAGCAGUAGAAUGAACAGUAGUACCGGAGGAGGAAGGAGUUCGGGCUGGGGGGGAGUACAAGGAACAGGGCCACCACGGCAGCAGCCGCAGCCGCAGCCGCCGGAGCAGCAGGAGGAGAGAUGGACGGUUGGAGCUUACGUUAUCGUUCGCGGGUCCGUAAACCUAUAUAUCCUCGAGAGAUGGAAAGCGUGCCGCCUGGGAGCUGGAGCUCUGUUUGGCGACCGUCCUGAGGCGGGAUCAAACCCAACAACAACAACUGGCGUGUCGCAGCCGCCAGAGGCGGCGACGGAGCCGCCGGGGGCUGGUCCCGCGCUGGAGACGGCCGUCACAGCAGAGGAGACGGAGCUGUUGGAGAUCGGGGUCAACACGUACCGGAGGCUUUUGGCGGCCGGCGUCAGGGAGCGGGAAGGCCGGGCGGUGGCCGUGUUGAGAGCGACCGGGGCAACGAACGGCGUCCCGACACAGGCCCUAGCUCGCAUCUGCCGCUACGCGACAGAGCGCAGCGCCGGCCCGCAACUCGCCAACCCACCUCUCCUGAACCCUCCGUUGGGCCACAUAUUUUCGGGACAUGAGCAAGGAAAAGAUGAGUCGGCCUUCGGUUUCCCUAGGGGUAUUGACAAUGGCAAUGACUACAACGACAGCAUCAUGUGCCGACAAGGAACGUUCCGAGGAACUGUAUUCUUCGUCAUGGAGGGGCACGGGGAAGUCGUACUAGGCGGCGGUGAGACGCAGAUAUUUGAUGGUCGCCAUGAGGAGGGCGGCGGCUCGUCCACCGAGAGUCUCUUGGCCGCCACCGCGUUUGGGAAUAGGCGAGCUCCUAAGAACAGAAGAACGCGCGGCCGCCAUCAAGACACCCAUGUUGGUAGCAGCUCUGGUGGUGGUGGCGGUGGUGGUGGUGGUGGUGGUGGUGGUCGUGAAGGUGACGGAGGCGGAAGCACUACAGGGAGGCAAGAAUCGACCAGUGGCUUUCAGGAGGAUGACACGUCUGUUGGAGAAUCGUCAGUGUUGACCUGGACAGGAAUGGUGAGUGGAGCGGGGACACCAGCAGCAGCAGCUGUAGCGGCGAUGAAACCGGAGCAGGAAACAGCUGCGACCGCUGUCGAUGCAGACUCAGCAGCGUCAACAGACGGCUACCCGCAAGGGCUGAUACCAAACGAACAUCACGGAAAGGGGCGAGAUUCGGGGGAAUCGACGCCGAUCCCGUCCGCCGCGGCGUUGUCAAUUUCGUUCGCAGAAGAGCAAGAUCGGGCUGAUGGGGACGGCGGCAGUAGCGGAGAGGGUUGGGGGCCAAGGUCGGCAGUCUCUGCCGGUUGGCAAGGACCGCCGGAUCUUCCAGGAUCCACUGCCACGGCCGGUGGCACCACCCCUGCCACUACCGCCGCUGCGCAUGGCCGCUCCGACAUCACCGGAACCGGUAUCACCGCAGCAUUAGAGUCAUCCGUGGCAUCGAACACGACGGCCCAAGCCAUGGCCGUAGCCGCGGCACCGGCAGCAGCAGCUUCCACACCACGAGUACCGGACGGCUCCGGCACCAAGCACAGGGAUGGCUCCUCGGUACGACUACGGCCCGGCCUCGUCUCCAUCACCGACCCUUCGGCCAUAACCACGGACCCGGCGUCGGCGGUGCCGGCACCGGUGUUCCCGAGCUUGCACAAAGCGUCGCUUGUUGCGGGGCCCGGCGGACUGAGAUGUCUCACGGUGAGGCUGGCGGUGCUGCAAAAGGUCUGCCCGCCGGUGUAUCACCGGCUGGCGAGGGUCGUCUCUGAGAGGUACUCGGAAUGGAUGACGGAGGCCAGACGCAAGAACGAAGAGGACUGGCAAGAAAGCCUCGAGAGCGAGUCGGUUCACUCUCUCAGCAGGUCGUUCUACGACAGCUUCGCCAAGGUGGACUGCAGCGGCAGUGUUGCCGGCAAGGGGGCCAAUGACGUGGAGUCAUCCGUGGGGUGGACAUCCAGUGCCGAAGGCGGUCGCGGAAGCAACAGCGUCCUCGGUUCCGGUGAUCGGGCCGGCAGCGACGGAGACGAGGGUACCAUCGAAGCAGCCACGCUAGGGAUGGCCUCGUCGAACUCCAUCUCUGCAUCGGGUAAGAGCAACAAGAGCAUUUUCGAACUCAGCCGGAGGUAUGUUGGACUGGCGCUUUGCUCGUCGGCCCGCAACGUCGUCCCGGUGCGUCUCGGCCGGGUGCUCGUGCCGGCGCAGCGAAACACGCCUUCAUCUUCAACCAGUCCGCACCGCAGUCGACAGAGGCGACCCGUUCCACCUCCUCCAGUAACCACGGUCUUAAGCAGCAACAGCAACACCAGCGACGAUGGCGGGACAGCUCACCGACGAGUUAGCCCACGCUCCAAAGCCACCUUUUCGGUGAUCUCUAGGGCUGCCCGUCGCCACUGCUUCGCUCCUCCUGCUCCCGCAAGUGCUGCCGGUGCUGGUGUAGGGAGUCACGCCCCUUCUACUGGCACGAUUACGGACGGCCAACAAGCGGCCGAUCAAACAAAAACAAUGUCACCUCCGCGCACCAACACCGGCCCCAUCUCCACGGGUUCGGCGCCCGUCUACCACAAGCACCAUCAGAGUCCACGAGGUACCGGAGGCUCUCUAGACAACACAGGAAAGGCCAGUGUUCAUUCUUGCGGUGGUUUGGUGACCGGCAGCGGCGGUACUGUCUUCGCCGGGAGCAGUGGUGGACAUAGCGGUGGUGACGGUGGCGGCGGCGGCGGCAGCGUCUGCAGUCGUGGACACCGCUGUGGUAGCAACCUCGCACGAGGGGUAACGGUGCCUUCGGAGCGGUUAGGCACAGAGUGGGCAGCAGCCAACGUGUCAAACCUGUUGGUGAAGUAUCACCAAGUUGAAAUCUACGACUGCCCAGUGUCCCCGUUCUCGGACCCCCCUUCCUGGGUGGAUAUCCCCCCCUUGGCGGUGAUGGAGCCACCGGGGCACUCGCCGCGGUCGAGCACCCCGACCUGUGCAGCGGCUAGCAUCGUAGCGGCGAUGCCGUCAGGCGAACAUGCACCGGAAGUAAGCGGAGCUAGCCCAGCCAACGAAACGGCAGCUAGUCCCCCGUCUUCGCCGCUACACGUGGAGGAUAGAACACCAACGGUGGCUGCGGCGGUGGCGACCCGGCCCGCUGAAAAGACAGUAUUCCAGAUCGUCACUUCUCGGCGUCGCCCGAGCUACGGUUGGGGGUGGAAACGCCCUCCGGGGCAGAAGGGCGGGGCACGGAAAAGAGUAGUAAUCCCGGGAAGCACGGCGGUGCCCUCGCCGUCACUGCAUGGGUGGGAGCGGCCGGGCCGGACUAACAUGAGCACGGUUCCACCGACCUCGUAA